GUGGGAGAAAUGAUUUAAAAGUAUCUCCGACAUUUUGUUUAUUUCACCUGACAAAUAAAAUGAACUGUCGAUUUCGGAUAACAUUCUACGCAGGGCAAAUAAAUCACAGUUUUUGUAAUCAUAAAUAGGUUUGCUCACUUUUUGUUUACUUUUUGAUUGUAAGUUGAAUUUUGCCUCUAGCAAAAAAUGUGGUGAUUUUCCUAAUUCAGGAAAGACUUUAGUGCUAGGCUGCUCUCACGGUUCCUUGAUUUUCUCAGCAAAUGAGAAGAUCCUACAGAAGUAAUAAGACUCGAGACUUUCGAGACUCGGGACUAUUCGAGACUAAAGUUUCGAGUGUCGAAACUUUUCGAGACUACAGUAUUGAGACUUCUCGUCUCGGUGCAUGCCGGAUAUUGUUCUCUUUUCCUACUCAAGAAACAUGUCGUAUGUCAUAAAGAAAACUUUAUGAAAUACAAUAGUGACUAUUGUAUUUCGAACUAAUGUAAUCUUGCUUUAUUUAGAAUCUCUUACAUGUGGGUGUUAUUCGUUCAGUUGCUUAUUUAUGGAUACGUUUAUUACUUAUGAGAUAUGCAAAUCCUUGUAGUAAAGACAAGGACGAUUAUACACCAGCGCACUACGCCGUUGAGCGAGAUGAUGUUGAAAUGUUGAAAGCAUUAACCGUGCGAUUCCACCCCACAGUUCAAAUAUUAAAAGAUUCCGACAUCACUAAUAUCCACCGCCGAUGCCUAGAAGCAUUAGUUAUACGAGAGAAAUUUGGUGGAAUGACUACAUUUAUGCUUGCAUGUAAAAAUCAAGCUGAGAAAUGUAUGAGGUAUAUUCAUGAGCUUGGUCUGGCUUUUGUGAACGAGCAGGAUAUAUAUGGUGACACGGCACUGCACUAUAUUGUUACACGAAAUAACGUUGCUUUAACAAAUUAUCUAAUUGAUGAAUGUAAGGCAGAUUCCAAUGGCGGUGAUGAGCACCGUCCUAGUCCAUUAGACAUAGCACUAUACACUGGAAAUGUCGAAAUUCAGGAUAAGUUAAAGAAACACAAUGGACAAUCUCGAUGUCGAAUUGAAAAACGAAUACAUUCAACUUCCGAUGUUACAUCAAAAUUUGAGAAUUUAAACCUUAAUAUAGCUCCGAACAAUACCAGUGCACUUUUCACUAAUCCAACAAUCUCUAGUUCAUUUAUAGCAUUUGAUAAUGAUCAGGUUGAAAACCCAAUAAACAAUACUGAUGAUCGAAGCCCGAUGACCCAGGUAUCUGACCUUCAAAGCAAAACUAUUCAGUCUACAACAGCAACUGACUCCGAUAAGGCGUUAAAUUAUUAUAAAGAUUUAUUGAAGUUAUAUGACCAAAAAUAUUGUAAUGUGUCUCAUGUAGACAUCGUUCGAGCAAAUAUUAGCAUUGGCUCAAUCUACCAUCGUAUUCGUGAAUACGCAUUGGCAUUGCGCAGUUACGAAAACGCUUUAAAAAUGGCUUCAGAUCUCAAUACUCAACCAGAAAUGGCCAACUGUGAAUCGAACAUUGGACUAAUAUUAGCUAUAAAAAAAAAUGAUAUAGCCGCAUUACAGCAUUUCCAAAAAGCAUUAGAACUGAGACAGAUGAAUCCGGCUCAAAACGCAAAUGAAAUAGUGAGAUUAAAACGGUUUAUCGAAAGUCUAAAGAAAAAAGACUUUUUAAACGAACUAUUUAAAUCAACAUUUGAACAACAUUUAAAUAGUAUUUAUUUUCAACAAACAAUUGAUAUUGAUUUCGGUUAUUCCUUUAUACCAGAAAGACCGUUAAAUAUUGCUGAUUGUCAUGCCAUGACAAUCCCCAUGGGAGAUGAAAAUCGACUCAUAUUAAUGGGAUAUGUGAGAUUAUUACCAAGAGAUAAAUUUUAUUUUAUACUUAUACGUAAUACUAAUGCAACACCAGAUUUAGAUGGUAAACACGAAUGUCAAAUGAUAAUUGAUUUAUUAUCGACUCCAUCGUUAACCACAACAAAUAGCAUUGAUCAUCAUGAUCAUCAUCGAAGAAUAUAUUCGCUAACAAAUAUGUCAAUUACACAAGAUCGAAAAGUACAGUUUACAAUACAAGACUUACGUGACCGACUACUUCCAUCUAUUAAAAAUCAAAUUAAAACCCUUGUUGAUACAGAUAAUUUUGAACCGGGUAUCAAUUGUUUUGAUCACCAAAAAAAGAUACUUUUGAUCACCAAACGCCUUUAG
Molecule: messenger RNA, 2195 nt
Organism: Didymodactylos carnosus
Lineage: Eukaryota; Metazoa; Rotifera; Eurotatoria; Philodinida; Philodinidae
Source: the annotation of a GenBank genome assembly